AUGAAGACUUCGGCUUUCCGAAUCGCUCAAGGCGCCGCUGCAGGCCUUCAAAAGCGAGCCUAUACUCAGGCUACCACCCCAAGGCAUCUUAUGACCAUUGCUGAUCUCACUCCUACUGAGUUUGCGAACCUCGUUCGUGAUGCCAACACUCGAAAAAUCGCUGUCAAAGGCGGGGCUCCUGCUAGCUACUUGAAUGCUGGUCUUGCUGGCAAAGCUGUAGCUAUGAUGUUCAGCAAGCGCAGCACUCGUACCCGAGUUUCUACUGAAGCCGCUGUGACAAUGCUUGGUGGCCACCCCAUGUUCCUUGGCAAGGAUGACAUCCAGCUGGGUGUGAACGAAUCUCUCUAUGACACCUCAAAAGUCAUCUCUUCCAUGACUUCCUGCAUGGUUGCCCGAGUCGGACGUCACUCUGAUGUCGCUGAUCUGGCUAAGCACUCAAGUGUUCCUGUUAUCAAUGCUCUCUCUGACGACUUCCAUCCUCUCCAAACAAUUGCCGACUUCCUCACGCUCCACGAGACUUACCCCUCGGCAAACGCAAAGGGAGCUACUCUAGGCCUCAAUGGCCUCAAGGUUGCCUGGGUCGGCGAUGCCAACAACGUUCUUUUCGACCUGGCCAUUGGCUGCGUUAAGAUGGGUGUCGAUAUCUCAGUCGCUUCUCCUGAGGGAUACGAGAUCCCCGAUGCUAUGAGGCAGCUCAUCGUCUCCGCCGGCGACGGUGUUUCCUCCCCUGGCAAGCUCAUUGAGACUAAUGUCCCUGAGGAGGCUGUUAAGGACGCUGAUGUUCUUGUCACCGACACAUGGGUUUCGAUGGGACAGGAAGCCGACACUCAGAAGCGCCUGAGGGACUUUGCUGGAUUCCAAAUCUCUGACGAUCUUGCUAAGCGAGGAGGUGCUAAGGCUGAUUGGAAGUUCAUGCACUGCUUGCCUCGACACCCUGAGGAGGUGACCGAUGAGGUAUUCUACAGCCCUCGAUCUCUGGUUUUCCCCGAAGCCGAGAACCGCCUUUGGGCUGCUGUUUCCGCCCUCGAAGGCUUUGUUGUCAACAAGGCACGGGAUGAAGACGGAGCAUUGGCGUAUGUGUAA
Messenger RNA from Fusarium coffeatum, 1083 nucleotides. RefSeq lists its product as uncharacterized. Gene Ontology annotation, cellular component: mitochondrion. The transcript has 4 exons. Gene Ontology annotation, biological process: L-citrulline biosynthetic process. The record is from RefSeq and is a predicted model, not a curated record. Lineage: Eukaryota; Fungi; Ascomycota; Sordariomycetes; Hypocreales; Nectriaceae. Gene Ontology annotation, molecular function: amino acid binding; ornithine carbamoyltransferase activity. The coding region runs from base 1 to 1083 and encodes 360 amino acids.